AUGACAAUGUCUGAUGAUGUCCUUUUGGAUCCAAAAAAUUGGUCUUCAAUUGCCAUCAACAGGUCUCUACGAAGCUUGCAACAACAACCAUACAAACCUGAUGCUCCGACUGCACCUGCCAAUACUAUCCUUCCUCUCGCAGAUGACCCCAGUAGUGUUACGGAGCCUGAAAGCGAGCCUGAUGCUCCGAUGGCAACAAUGACACCUCGUUUGGACCGUCAUUGUAUGUUUGCAACUCCAAGUCCCCCUCCUCCUGGGUCGAUUUACUGGAAGUAUUUUAUGAGGGAGGAAGAUGCAAAAUUUUAUGAUUGUGCUGGGACGGAUGAGAGCUUUCAUGCUGUGCGACAGAAAAAAAAAGAACUACAGGCACUUCUAGACAAAUAG
Molecule: messenger RNA, 384 nt
Organism: Suillus paluster
Lineage: Eukaryota; Fungi; Basidiomycota; Agaricomycetes; Boletales; Suillaceae
Exons: 1
Coding region: 1-384 (127 amino acids)
Source: RefSeq, a predicted model, not a curated record